AUGUGGGAUCAAAGUACAGCUACGAACACUUUCCGGCCCGUAGCGGCUGUUGAACACCCAAGGACAAAAUAUCGGCUCUUGACAGCGACUGAAGUGCCGCCGUGGUACGCCCACAAUUCCUUCUUACUCACCGGCUACCGUCCCGUCACUCGGUCGACCAGACUGUGCCUCGAAAGUUUACGAUGUCUUCACAACGAGACUGUCAACAUAUACUCUCACCUUGUGCCAGCCGGAAUCGCCGUCAUCAGCAACGGCGUCUUCCACCUGUACUUCCGCAAUCGCUACCCAACUGCCUCCUGCGCAGACCAGUUGGCAUUCCAUGUCUAUCUGUGCACUUCCAUUCUGUGCUUCGGAAUAUCUUCCAUCUAUCACACCCUCCUCUGCCAUUCAGAGGAUUACGUCAAACUCUGGGCCCUAUUAGAUUAUGUGGCCAUUAUUUUCCAGACCCUCGGGUCAUUCAUUUCGGGAAUAUAUGUUAGUUUUUACUGUGAGCCGGGCCUGCAGAAGCUCUAUUGGACAAUGAUUGGCGUGUUGGGGCUCCUGACAGCCACUGUAGUGGUGAGCCCCCGGUUCCAGAGCUCUAAAUGGAGAAAAUUGCGGCUCUCCACCUUUGUUGCAACCGGUUUCUCAGCACUCGCGCCCAUGAUCCACGCCUCCAUCAUCUUUCCAUACGCCCAGUGGAACCAGCAAGCGGGCCUGGGUUACUACCUGCUCGAGGGUCUGUCAAUAAUUACUGGGACAAUCUUCUAUGCCACCCGAUUCCCAGAGUCGUGGAUGCCCGAGAGAUUCGAUAUCUGGGGAGCAUCACACCAGAUCUUUCACAUUUUCGUCGUCCUCGGUGCUGUCAUCCAUGUGUGGGCGAUUCUCAGUGUGUUUGACUAUGUCCAUGAGAAUCCGCGUUGCCUAGUUUGACAACUUAUCGUCUCUUCACUGAGAGACAGCCACCAUGCUGGGAUGCUGCAUCUUUCAAAAAAUUUGCACUUUCGAUUCUUGGUACCUGUAUAUAGGAGAGAAUCAGGCGUGAGAGCUGUUGUAGUCACAAGGCUAGCCCAAGAGGUUACCAGUGGCAUAAGCUUCAUGAU
Histoplasma capsulatum G186AR is the source of this 1082-nucleotide messenger RNA. Its product is annotated as hemolysin-III family protein. The record is from RefSeq and is a predicted model, not a curated record. The coding region runs from base 1 to 912 and encodes 303 amino acids. The transcript is spliced from 3 exons. Gene Ontology annotation, molecular function: signaling receptor activity. Gene Ontology annotation, cellular component: membrane. Lineage: Eukaryota; Fungi; Ascomycota; Eurotiomycetes; Onygenales; Ajellomycetaceae.